Molecule: messenger RNA, 1158 nt
Organism: Coregonus clupeaformis (lake whitefish)
Lineage: Eukaryota; Metazoa; Chordata; Actinopteri; Salmoniformes; Salmonidae
Exons: 4
Coding region: 426-1082 (218 amino acids)
Source: RefSeq, a predicted model, not a curated record
GCCGUGAUUGGUUGAUCCUACAAGUUUGAUGAAAAUGAACUUUUGGUGAUAAUGAGCAAAGGAUGUACCCUCAAAUCAAUAAACAUAAUUAUACACUCUAAUCUUAUGCAGACUAUAAUUGUAAAUAAUAUUUCACAUUCAAGAAAAUAUCUGGAAAAUGAAUAGUAAGCUGUAGGGGUUAUAGCCUAACAUUAGAAUCUAAAAUAUGUGAAAACUUAAGCUCAUUACACCCUGUUCAAAUAAUGAUUUGUGUCUCAUUUGCUCAUAUUAAUAUCCUAGCUGGCAUAUUUUGUACUUUCACUUUCAUAUGGACCCCAUUGAAAACAAGAUGGCCUAUCUCAAGGGGCUGUCCUUAAUGAAGUAGAAAUUGCAACGUUACAACUCAGUGUGAACUUAACGAGGGUAACACAGCUCAGCUUUUAACAAUGUCUGUGAUUGCUGGCUGGUCUAUUUAUGAAGGCUUGUUAACAAAUAUCCUACAAACACAGAAAAUGGAGAAAAAAAGGAAUCGCAAGCCGAACUGGACUGAGGAGCAAGGUUUGUUGCUGGCCCAGUUGGUGAACGAACAUAAAGGCGACGAUUGUGAGAAAAGGUGGUAUGUGCUGCAGUCCAAGGCAAAAGAUGAGAUUGCAGCACACAAGCGGGAAUCCUCACUCACAGGGGGUGGACCACCUGCAAAGCGGCUGUCCCAGGUGGCCGACACUGUCUUUCAAGUCCUGGGACACUCUGAGGUCAGUGUCACCGGGCUGCCAACAGGCAUUGACACGUCAAUGAUGCAGGCCCUCGAAAUGCAGCAAAGCAUGGAGCCAUCACAAGAACCGGGCCCAUCAAGUUUGCCGCCUGAACCAUCUGCAGCUGCUACUCAGGAUAGCCCGGCGGAUCAAACACCAUUCCCAUCCGCAGCACCUGCUCCGUCAGCAUCCCUGCAGGAGAGAAGAUUGCAACUCACAAUUGAUGUGUUUGAACAACAAAAAAAAGUCCUUUCCCUUCAGGAGGAGUACUACCGCCUUAAAAUUGAACACCUAAAAAAUAAACCAUUUAGAGAUUGUGUUCUGUGUCUUGCAUUUAACAGUUGCAGGUGAUGUGCAGUAAAACUGUGGUAGUUCUUAAUACCAUCACAAGUUCUCAAAUGACAUGGGGCUACAGCUUGCCUGAAAU